AUGGCCACACAUCACGUUCGUCACCCGUCUCAUCAAUCCAAAAAGUCGCAGCCAGCGCACGCACGGCCCUCUAGGCCUCUGUCAAAGCGGACCCAGUCCCACGGCACCAAAGCCGCCUCCAAAGCCGUUCAUUACAAAGAGACUGCAUCCGACGAGGACGAGGACUCAAUGGCCGACACCGAGAAGAGCCUUACCUAUUCAUACGAUCAUUACUCACCGCCAACUACGCCAUUUGCCAACUUCACGUUCGACGAGUUUGCCUUUCGCGACAUUGUACCUCAGCGCUCCCCCACUCAGCCUGAGUCAAAACGCUCGUCAUGUGCCUUCUCCGACAUCUCGUCAGACGAUAACAGCGUCGACCGGUGUCAGCGUUUCGACUCGGAGGCAUCAAAAUAUCUCCGCAAAUUCCAAUCGCCUGCCUACUUCCCCGAUACCGUUCGACCGCGCUACAGCCGUAGCUCUACUUCACAAAUCAGCUUUAGCGCCGCCCCCUCGCUGUCACACACCCCAGCCUCGUCAGUGAGCUACUCGCUGCCAUACACGCCCGCCACUACGCGACCUCUUCCACCCAGGACUAAGCCGUCGCAUAGUGGGUCUUACGGAGCCAAAUCAAUUGACCUCGUUACCCCAGUGACGGCUCCAUCGAGUCCAAAGUCCUAUUCGCACAAAUCGGCGGCUUCCAUAUCAAGGACGUCUGCUAGUACAAUUGAAGGCGAGAUCUUCUACGCCAAGUCACCAGUUCCUGAGCCAUCAUUCGCUAGUGGCAGUCUUGGUCGAUUACUUGCUUCAACACCUCGUUAA
Messenger RNA from Alternaria arbusti, 801 nucleotides. RefSeq lists its product as uncharacterized. The transcript is spliced from 2 exons. The record is from RefSeq and is a predicted model, not a curated record. Bases 1 to 801 code for a protein of 266 amino acids. NCBI's taxonomy places the organism in Eukaryota, Fungi, Ascomycota, Dothideomycetes, Pleosporales, Pleosporaceae.